Molecule: messenger RNA, 8924 nt
Organism: Anguilla rostrata (American eel)
Lineage: Eukaryota; Metazoa; Chordata; Actinopteri; Anguilliformes; Anguillidae
Product: SLIT-ROBO Rho GTPase-activating protein 3-like
Biological process (GO): negative regulation of cell migration; signal transduction
Cellular component (GO): cytoplasm
Molecular function (GO): protein binding
Source: RefSeq, a predicted model, not a curated record
CCUGCAGGGGAAAAAAAUUCUUCAGUGUGCGGAGCUGUUCUAAUGAUGCACAUCUUCUGCCUGCGUGCACAGCUGCUCAAUUAUGGACAUAAUGAGGACAUAAUUUAACUUAAGACUAAAGAAUGGAACGGCACACAAAGCUUAAUCUUUUACAGUCCACCUAUUUUCUUGGAUAAACAGAAGGAUUUUUUCUCCCAGGUCGUGCGUUGGAUGGCAUGCUAUCACAAGGAGGAGCCGUCGUUGCCCUACUGUAGCACUUCUCCAUGCUAACGUAGAUGCCUAAAUAGACCUAUGCAGGUGAGCGUAAGUGAAUCUUCAAAGUUUUGGUUGAAACAAUACUGCUUACUUCACAGAGAAGCGUAAUUUUACGUAGCGAAAGCAUAUAUUGACGAUUUGCAGUUUGUGUUUUGCGGGACAAUCUGAAUCUUAAGCACUGUGAACCUGAAGGACAAAAAAGACUAAGAGAUAAAAAAUAAAUAAAACCCUUCACGCUGCCACGUUUGAUCGAGCCGAAGAUUUCUACCACGCCAAGACAUCUCACUGGACCGUACCGUUCAUACCUCAGGAAACAUGUCAUCUCAAACUAAAUUCAAGAAGGACAAGGAGAUCAUAGGAGAAUACGAGACGCAAGUGAAAGAGAUCCGUAACCAGCUGGUGGAGCAGUUCAAAUGCCUGGAGCAGCAGUCCGAGUCGCGCAUCCAGCUGCUGCAAGACCUGCAGGAGUUCUUCCGGCGCAAGGCCGAGAUCCAGCUGGAGUACUCCCGCAGCCUGGAGAAGCUGGCCGAGCGCUUCUCCUCCAAGAUCCGCAGCUCACGGGAGCACCAGCAGUUCAAGAAGGAGCAGCACCUCUUGUCCUCGGUGAACUGCUGGUACCUGGUCCUGAACCAGACGCGCAGGGAGAGCCGGGACCACGCCACGCUCAAUGACCUCUACACCAACAACGUCAUCGUGCGCCUGUCUCAGAUCAGCGAGGACGUCAUCCGGCUCUUCAAGAAGAGCAAAGAUAUCGGCAUCCAGAUGCAUGAGGAGCUGGUGAAAGUCACAAACGAACUCUACACUGUGAUGAAGACGUACCACAUGUACCACACGGAGAGCAUCAGCGCUGAGAGCAAGCUGAAGGACGCGGAGAAGCAGGAGGAGAAGCAGUUCAGCAAGUCUGGCGACAUCAGCAUCAGCGUGCUCAGGCACGAGGACCGGCCCCAACGCCGCAGCUCUGUCCGCAAGAUCGAGAAGAUGAAGGAAAAGAGGCAAGCCAAGUACUCUGAAAACAAGCUGAAAUGCACAAAAGCCCGGAAUGACUAUUUAUUGAACCUGGCAGCAACAAACGCAGUGGUGGCGAAGUAUUACAUCCACGACGUCUCUGACAUGAUAGACUGCUGUGACCUCGGUUACCAUGCCAGCCUAGCCCGCACCUUCCGAACGUACCUGUCGGCGGAGUACAACCUGGAAACAUCACGCCACGAGGGCCUAGACAUCAUCGAGAAUGCCGUGGACAACCUGGACUCCCGCAGCGACAAGCACAAGAUCAUGGACAUGCACAACCAGGUGUUCUGCCCACCCAUGCGCUUCGAAUACCUUCCCCACAUGGGAGACGAGGUGUGCCAGGUGAGCGCGCAGCAGCCCGUGCAGACGGAGCUCCUGAUGCGCUACCACCAGCUGCAGUCCCGCCUGACCACGCUCAAGAUCGAGAACGAGGAGGUGAGGAAGACGCUGGAUGCCACCAUGCAGACGUUGCAGGACAUGCUGACGGUGGAGGACUUUGACGUGUCUGACGCGUUCCAGCACAGUCGAUCGACCGAGUCCAUAAAGUCAGCCGCCUCCGAGACUUACAUGAGCAAGGUUAACGUAGCCAAGAGGAGGGCCAACCAGCAGGAGACUGAGGUCUUCUACUUCACGAAAUUCAAAGAGUACCUGAACGGCAGUAAUCUCAUCAUUAAGCUGCAGGCCAAACACGACCUCCUCAAGCAGACACUGGGAGAAGGAGAAAGGGCGGAAUGUGGAACAACAAGGCCCCCAACUCUCCCCCCUAAGCCACAGAAAAUGCGGAAAACUAGGCCUCGCUCCAUGUAUGCCCAUAAGCUCUUUAACGGCAAUAUGGAGACCUUCAUCAAGGACUCAGGUCAGCCCAUACCACUUGUGGUGGAGAGCUGUAUUCGAUACAUAAAUCUGUACGGUCUGCAGCAGCAGGGAAUAUUCAGAGUCCCGGGAUCUCAGGUUGAAGUCAAUGAUAUUAAAAACUCUUUUGAAAGAGGUGAGGAUCCACUCGUCGACGACCAGAGCGAUCAUGACAUCAACUCUGUGGCCGGCGUUCUGAAGCUGUACUUCCGCGGGCUGGAGAAUCCGCUCUUUCCCAAAGAGCGCUUCCUGGACUUGAUAUCCACCAUCAAACUUGAAUCAUCUGCAGAGAGAGCUCAUCAUGUCCAACAGAUUAUUGUAACUCUUCCUCGCACCAUCAUCAUCGUCAUGAGAUACCUGUUUGCCUUCCUCAACCACUUGUCCCAGUACAGCGAUGAAAACAUGAUGGACCCCUACAACCUGGCCAUCUGCUUUGGCCCCACCCUCAUGCCCAUCCCUGAUGGGCAGGACCCAGUCGCCUGCCAAGCGCACGUCAAUGAGGUCAUCAAAACCAUCAUUGUGAACAACGAAGUCAUCUUCCCCAGCCACCGCGAGCUGGAGGGGCCUGUCUACGAGAAGUGCAUGACUGGAGGGGAGGAGUACUGUGACAGCCCCCACAGUGAACCAGGCACCAUCGACGAGGUGGACAAUGGCACAGAGCCACACACCAGUGAUGACGAGGUGGAGCAGAUCGAGGCCAUCGCCAAGUUCGACUACAUGGGCCGUACCCCGAGGGAGCUGUCCUUCAAGAAGGGGGCGUCGCUCCUGCUGUACCACCGCGCGUCCGAGGACUGGUGGGAGGGGCGGCACAACGGCGUGGACGGCCUGAUCCCCCACCAGUACAUCGUGGUGCAGGACAUGGAUGAUGCAUUUUCAGACAGUCUUAGUCAAAAGGCAGACAGCGAGGCAAGCAGCGGGCCGCUCCUUGACGACAAAGCCUCGUCCAAGAACGACAUCCAUUCUCCCUGUGAGCCUGACUACAGCUUUGGAGGUGUCAUGGGAAGGGUGAGGUUACGGUCAGACGGGGCUGCCAUACCACGUCGUCGGAGCGGUGCUGACACCCACAGCCCCCCCAGGGGGACCGAUACCCCCCCACGGGCCGCGGCCUGCCCCAGCAGCCCCCACAAGAUGCCGGGGAGCAGGGGCCGCAUGGAGAGCCCGGAGAAGCGCCGGCUGGGCACGUUUGGCAGCGUGGGAAGCAUCAACUACCCCGAGAGGAAGGUCUACCCAGAGGGCCACCCACUCAGGCCAACCCCUGGAGCCACCCGCCACAGCAGCCUGGGGGACCACAAGUCCCUGGAGGCUGAGGCCCUGGCAGAGGACAUUGAGAAGACGAUGACCACAGCCUUGCAUGAGCUGCGGGAGCUGGAGAGGCAGAACACGGUGAAGCAGGCGCCGGACGUGGUGCUGGACACCCUGGAGCCCAUAAAGAACCCGGUGAGCUCGGAGCCGGCCAGCCCGCUCCACACCAUCAUGAUCCGCGACCCGGACGCCGCCAUGCGGCGCAGCAGCAGCUCCACGUCCGAGAUGAUGACCACCUUCAAGCCGGCGCUGCCGGCCCGCCUGGCGGGCUCCCAGCUCCGCCCCCCGCCCACCAGGCCCGCCCGGCCGGCGCCCGUCAGCACCGGUCCAGCAGCUCCAGCUCCUCGGGCGUGGGCAGCCCCGCCGUCACGCCCACGGAGAAGGUUUUCCCCAGCAACUCCUCUUCCUCCGACAAGUCCGGCACCAUGUAGCCCCCGCGGCGGCUCGCUCGCGCGCGUGCGCUUCACAGGGCUUCCUGGAGGGAGGCUCUGCCCACACGUCGCAAUGCAAGCCUCUUUUAUUUCAGCACAUCUCAGUUUUUGUUUUCUAUUAGACUUUUCUUUUUUUGAAAUUCAACAUGUUCCUACGACACGAGUUGCAUUGCCACGGUUACCAGUCAGGGUGCAGACAUUCCGUCUCCGGGAGAAGUGCAUGCUGGGGCACGGAUGAAUCGUGAAGCGCUGCACUCUGCCGUGCGGUAGCAAAGAGAAAAGCAUGGCAACGAGGGAGAAAAUUCACUCCAAUGAAAAGUCAUUAAAAAAUUUAACCACUUUUUCUUUGUUUCAGUUUUUUUUCUUUUUACCUCAGAAAAGAAGUCAUUUGUGGAACCCAGGUUGUUUUGCCAGUCUCUCCUUUAGAGACGAGCAGACUGCAGACAAAGCAAUACUAAAUGAGUUUGGCAUUAAUUUCUGUCCUGCACUGGUCGUCCAAACUUUCGACUGGAGUCCUGCACUCAAGGCCCCGGUCGGGUUUGGUGAGAGAGCGACUGGGGUGCUCUGCCUCUCCAGGACUGGGCUGCACACACAGCCACCAAACUGUCUCUGGGCUGGAGGACCCAUGCAUUCCAACAGCCCUAGAGUUGUACAUAGAUACUGGAAAUGGUAUUCCCUUUUGUUUGUAGUAUAAGGGAUGUUCAUCAAAAAUAACAACAUAGUAAAAGUUGUAUAAGUAUAUGAGAUGCAGAAAUUGGAAACCAAUAUACCAGCUAAUAGUAAAACCCUGUGGUAAAAUAUGUAGUUUAACUUGUAUAUUAUCUUUGGCUAGAUAAUUUUUGUAAGUGGUAACCUUGUACAGACUGGGAUGGAACAGGCAAGGCAAUCGGAAUGGCAAAAAUUCCAUGUGCAUACACAACAAUCACACCCGGAACACUUAACACACAGAAUAUAAGUACAAAGGGUCUGUGUUCAGUAUUUUUUGGCAUGUAAUAUAAAUCAGAAUACUGUCAGUCGGGUGACACUAUUUAUAUUAUGUUACAGAAGCCAUUUCAGAUAGAGUUCUGGUUUCAUAGGUGGAAAUUAAUUGAAAUUUUGCGCUGAUGUAUGUUUUUGAAGUCAGAAGUCAGUGCGUGGAAUAACUUACCAAGACUUGUCGAAGUGGAAGCAAAGACCUUUGAGAUGUUCAGGACUGUUUGAUAGAUGCUUCUGACUAGAUGGGCUGAAUGGCUUCUUCUCACUGAACAUUGUUACAUUCUUGCAUUCUUGACAUUUUGAUGACCACAUGCUCCUGUAACAUAUACACAACAGUGUGAGACAGACAAGCCAGUUCUGUUCCCUUAAGCAGUGGCACCAGUAUUUCAUGAGCUCCCAUUUAAGCAAUAUCAGUGAUCUGUUUCAGUCUAUCAGUAUACAGUAGGUCCCGAUGUUGCUGGUAUUUAGUUCAUAUUAAUAUUUCAUAAAAUGGGUGAUGUAAUAAAGGCACUCGUAAAGCAUGCUUAAUACCUUCAUGUGGUUGUUUCUUAUAGAGUGGUUAUAAGCAAAGUUAGUCCAUUUGGCUGAACUGUUCUAAAGCCACCAGUAUGUGGCUUGUUCUGUAACCAAGCCUGUCCGCACAGGCCAAUUUUCUGUGACGCAUGCAGAGCUAGGACCCAUUCCAGUAAGAAAUACGGCUGCCCUGCAACGUGCCUGUCUGACCCAGAUUCACCAUGUAGAUGUGCUCCUCUCCAGGAAAUCUGUCAGAGCACAUCCAUCCAUUUAACAGGAUCUGACAUCACACAAUUUGCCGUCUUUGACCAUCCUCUUGCCUGUUCUGAACUGGUUUAAAUAUUGCUUGUAUUGAUGCAAAAUAUGCUGGAAAGUACUGUUAAGUUUUUAUGAUUAUUAUUUUAAAAUGUGAUGAUAACACAGAAUCAGACAGGUUCUUUUUCAUUUUUUAGCAUCUGAACAGUUAAAAUGUCUUUGCAGGAUAAUAGCACAGCUGUCUGCUUUCCCUUCCUCUGUGUCGCUAAACUGAAAUGAUUUUUCAUUCAUGUCUAAAUAUCAUCUUUGCUCAGUUGAGAAUGCUCCUCCUAAUUUUACCCACCUCUUCUCUUUUAAAAAAAUUUUUUUUUUUGGCAAAUCGUGGUGCGGAAACGUUUGUGAAAGGUAUCGAAUCAUACAGCAGUAGUCUGGUUUGACCCUCAAACCCCGUUAUGCUAACUCUUAAGGACUGGCACUUGUUUGAAAGACCAUGAGCUUGUUUCUCCCUGACAGCAUUAUGGGUGUGUGGCACAGAGAUCAAUGUGCUUAGCAUAGCUUUUGUCAUCAUUUUAAUUCAACAGUUUGGUGAUAACUGUUUGUGGUGCCUUUCCUCUUAAGAUGCACAAGUACUGUACCAGAUGCCUUUGCUUUUGAGAGGAGGGCCAAUUGAGUAUUUUUUUUUUUUUUUUAAACCAAUAGAUACCAUCUAUUUACGCAUUGUACAUGUAAAUUAAAACCAAUUUAUGAGGGGGAUGUGUGAGAGAGGAGAAUUUGAGCAAAUAAUACUCCAGCAUGGAUCUCAUUAUGUGAUUAAGCAUUUGAAACAGAUAGACAGAGCGGUAUAUGUUAAUUUUUUAACUCAAGUUAACACCAGAAGUUAUUAUUUGGCUUCCUCAGGCCCUUUCUGCCUCUGAUUGCCUUUUUUCCCAUGGAUUGUCAGAGAAAACUUCAGCAGUCUUGCCAUUCUCAUGUUUACUGUGCUGACCCCUGUUGGUGAGAAAGGGUCUUACAGGACAGAAUGCCACUGCACUGGAGAAACUGUGUUUAUGCUCCCUCUGGUGACUGAUAAAAGUAUUUAUUCUUUCACUGACACUCAUAAAAAAUGUUAGGUGAUGAUGAUGGUGACUCACCACCAUCAUUAUCCUCAUCAUUACCAGAUACUAUUAUUAUUAUUAUAUUGACCAGUGCUGUUCUGUUUAUUUCCCUUUAGUUAUCUUCAUAGAUACAUUAUUUCAGAUUUAAUAAAAUUCCCCUUUGCAUCUGGAUAGCCAUCUGAGUGUCCUCUCCACUUGCUCUUUCACAUUACAAAACUGUUAAAUAUGUGUAAAAGCACAGAGAACAAAUGUUUCUGGUCAACAGUCUAAUAGACCCAAUGAAUAUAAACUGUACUGUGUCAACUUAAUUCAGAAUUUUGAUAAUUUAUUGCCUUUUAGUUUUUGUUUAAGAAAUGUAUUUUAAAGUGCCUUUUGUGCACGUAAUCUGUUUCAAAUGGACUUGUAUAAUUACUCUUUUUAAUCUAUGCGUUGCGGGUAAUUUUUUAUAUUAAAUAUUUCCCCUUGUUGUUAAUGUGCAAAUGUAGUCCAUUCAAGCAUCUCGUUUCACCUUGAGGACAUAUGAUGCAAGAGCCACUGAUGUUCAUAGCACAGUAUAAACUCAAUCCCAAUACUAAUUCUUUAAAUAAUAGCCAGAAGCAAACAUGCAAAAAUAAGGCUUACAUGCUCCAAAAAGAAGACAAAGAUUACUGUGUAUUACUGUAUAUUUAAAUACAUAUAAUUUUGCAUAUGCUUCUCGGAGAACAUACCCAGGAAUGCCCCAAAGGUUUGCUCUAAUAAAUUGGCAUGAGAAAUAAAAACGCACAAAUACAAAAUGCAUUCAGUUGUGUCCCUUUUUUGGAGAAUAGAAGCCUUACUACAUGUGUUCACUGGCUACAGCUUAUCCAUGUUGGUGUGAACACUUUUUUUGCAGAGAUUAUUAAAGUGGUAGAUUGAAAGGAGAUGAAUAACACUUUAAAGGCAGCACUUCCCAACAGUGAGCAACACUGUUACUAGAAGGUUGUAAUGUGUCUAUUCAUUUUUUCCAGCCACUUAAACAUCUUAUUUGAGAUAUUUUUACCAUCCUGUUGAUUGAACCAAUUAAACUUUCCCUCCCAGGGGCGAGUUUAGUAGCCGUUCACUGAGCAAUGGUGCUAAUGGGAAUUGUAGUUUGUAGGUUUUUAUUUUUAUUUUUUUUGGAAGUGCUUUUACACUGGACCUUCCAUCAGCACCUCUGUGAAGUAUUGAAUAGGCCCGCAGUUAUGGGUAAUGACAUAAAAACUGCUGGAAAAUCACCUUGAUGACUGUUGUCCUGUACUGGAGUCGAGUAGCACUGAUUUAACAUUAAACAUACAUGCUUACUGAAUUGGAAUUUUACUGAACAUUUAAAGAAUGUUUCAAUUAUGACCAAAUAUACUAUAUAUUACAAGAUAUGUCAGUUGUCAGCACAAUAUAUGAAAUUGCAUGUGUGAAGCGACAUUUGAUAUAUUUUGCAAUAUAUCAAUUCAGAGUAUAUUGAAAUUAAUUCUUUAGCCUGAUUUGGAUGUAAUACAGACGCGUACAUAUAUUCCACAUAUUGUAUCACAUUCCCAUAAGAUUUAUCCCUUGACUAACUGGGAGAGGGUGGGGGGUGUAAGUAAUGAAAUUAAUAUUUCUGACAGAGAAACUACUCUGCCUCCAGAAUGCAGACCGCUACAUGCUGUUGUGUAAUCUAAGGACAGGAAAACAGCCUGUUCAUUCCAGGCAUUUUGAGUCCAUCAUUAACUGCACAUUUAUUUUCGUCUUUACUCCGCCUGUGAGGUCAGCUUCGUGCUGUGAAAGAGAUGUGGUUGCCUUUGCUGAUGCUCUCCUUUCCUCCAUUCAGAUACCUUUUUAGUAUGUUAUGUACCAUGAUUUGUCGUAGAAAUGCUCUGCUCACACGGUACAAGGCACUAGUGCACUGUUCUUCUCUCAACUGUUAAAGUACCAUAGGGGAGGAGUUUUUUUAUUAUUUUAAUUUAUGGAAUGUAUACUAAAAUGGGACUUGUAUUUAUAGGAGAACAUUAAAAAAAUAAAAAUAAAAAGAAAUACUUAUCAGCUGUUACAAGCUUCUCACAGAACUCUUCAUUGGAGAAACCAAACUGGCUGACCCAUCUGUGACGUUGGAUGUGAACUGUAGUCUUCUAUCUUCUCUGAUUCUGUCUGGUAAUGCUGUUUGUUCAUGAGUGUCUGAUUGGUUCAAUCCUCUGUGAUGUAAUGUACACCAUGCCACUGGUUGGAUGUUGAAAAUCCUAAUGUCCAAAUAAAAGCGACUUAAUUUUUA